Molecule: messenger RNA, 3876 nt
Organism: Pogona vitticeps (central bearded dragon)
Lineage: Eukaryota; Metazoa; Chordata; Lepidosauria; Squamata; Agamidae
Source: RefSeq, a predicted model, not a curated record
GUGUAUUAGGCUGGGGCAUGCAAAUAUCCUGGCCCAGGUGUUCCCCCCCCGUCUCCCCGCUCAGGUGCAAAUUCUUCAGCUUAAUUGAGACGCCUGAAGACUAUACCAUUAUGGUGGACGAGGAAGGCUUCAAAGACCUGCCUCCGUCCGAAUUCCUGCAGGUGGUCGAUUCGACGUGGUUGGUGCUCAACGUCUCGUCCAGCGGAAGCUCUUCGGCCACCGUUCAGCCCAUCGGAGUCACCAAAAUCGCCAAGUCGGUCAUUGGGCCCCUGGCGGAGCACAAUGUCUCGGUCCUGAUGCUCUCCACCUACCAGACUGACUUCAUCCUGGUGCGGGAGAGAGACCUGCCCGUCGUGAUUCACACCCUGGCCACAGAGUUCGAGAUUUACAAAGAGGUGAACGGGGAGACGGUCCCUGCCAACUGUGAAGAUGUGAGCAACGGGUUCCUCAAGCCGAAACCAAUGGGGAGUGCCACCGUCCACCCAGUGCAGAGCCCCCCAAACAGGUUCUGCAUCCUGAGCAUCGCCCCCGACACCUUGCCCGCCAUCGCCACCAUCCUCAUGGACGUCCUGUUCUACUCGCCCAGCCUUCCGAAGGAAACCACUCCAACUGGGCAAGACCUUGACUCCAUCACGUUCUUCGCCUUCUCGCUGAUUGAGGGGUACAUCUCCAUUGUCAUGGAUGCUGAGACCAAAAAGAAGUUCCCCAGCGACCUUCUGCUGACCAGCUCCUCGGGGGAGCUUUGGAGGAUGGUGAGGAUUGGUGGGCAGCCUCUGGGUUUUGAUGAAUGCGGGAUUGUGGCUCAAAUUGCCGAGCCCCUGGCUGACGCAGACAUAUCCGCCUAUUACAUCAGCACCUUCAACUUUGACCAUGCCUUGGUUCCGGAAGAAGGCAUCGAUCAUGUCACCGAAGUGCUCCAGAAACGGCAGGAGAGCGGGAGAUAGCUGCGGGAAUCGCUACUGGCCAGUUGGAGAAAAGCGACCUAGUGGAUCCUCUUGGCUCAUUAGUGCCCGGCACGAGCAUUCCUUGAACGAGGAGAGCACUCCGUACAUGAUUUGUUCUGGGGAGGGGGGCCUGGUGGUUUUUCCGUGUUUCUUGGCGAGCGGCCCAUUCUGCGUGGAGAAAAUGGCGCAGUCUCCGGCAGGAGGGACUUCUGUCCUUUGGCUCCCAGAAGGGAAGCCGGUGCCUUGUUUAGAUAUUUCCUGGAACCCAAUGGAGGGGGUGCUGUUGCCCAGGGCAAAUCUCAGUAUUAUCUAAAGUCUGGUCUGGCCUCCUGACCUCGUUCAGUCUUUUAAUCUAGAACCGAGGAGGGGGCGUCCCUGUUCACCGCAGCUUCUGCCCGGUGGAGAUUUUCAGUUUUUUUCUUUCUUUCUCUGCACAUUUCCUCAGCUGCUUGGGUUGGAAUUCCAAGCCUAGAACUUUUAGGGUUUUAGAAAAGGGUUCUUAAAGAUGUCCCCUUUGAUUUGCAGGUAGUAGCUCAUUGUGUUGGAGUUGCACAUCGUUCCCUAUACGCUGUGGGGGUUGUUUUGUUUCUUAUUGUUUCUUUUUUGUCUUUUUUGAAAAUGCACAACACUUAUGAUAGGAAACACUGGAACCAUUUCAGGGUGGGAGGCAUCGGAACAUUAGAUGUGAAGACGGUGUGAUCUGCCGUCUGCAUCCGUCAUCAUUUUUCUCGUGGAGCGGACCGCUUGCCCCACAGGACGGCCGCCGAGCCUUCUCACGUUCUAAUUCAUCGGCUUGCCUGUCGGGCAUGUGCCAUUCGGAGGGUGAAUACUUAUGGUUUUGAACUACAACUCCCAGAAGUGUGGGAGUUGUAGUUCAAAGCCAUCAAGCUGCCCUCCUGAGGUGCCAUCCAUUAACAGUAUUAAGAGGAUGCAUUGAUGGAGCGGAAACAUUUCUUGUCAGAUGUUCUAAGCUGCGUGGCCGGGGGAGAUCUGGGGCAGAAAAGGCUUCCCCCAUACACAGACACACCUUUUCAUCUUAUGUACACUUAAAAUGCCUCUGAGUGCCUUAUUGUGUUUGGCUAUUAAGCUUCAAAACGAUAUUAUGUAAGAUAAAGUUCUUUUUCCUGGUUUCUGUUGCGCUAAGGAAGAGAAACCAGCUUUGUGAGGUAGGUGCAUGAAGACAUUGGCCAACCUUCCCACCUGAUUUUUUUCCCCUAUACUGGUGGGGUGGAUGAUAGUUUUUUGAGGCCGUGUCUUCCCAGAUCUCCUCAGCGGUGCGGUUAAAAGGGGCCCUUGAUGGAAAAAAAAAUAAACAUCUAAAGAAGUUCUCUGGAGCAAUGAAAGAUCAGUGGAAAAGUUGGGUGAGGUCCUAUCUGAUGAAUGAAUGAUAAUAAAUGAAUAAGUCAAUAAAUAAGUAAGUAAACCAGCCAGUACUAUGUAGACAGAAGCCGUAGGUUUUCUGGAGCUUUAUAAAGGCCACCUGAGGCCUCCAGACGUUGGUGGACUACAACUCCCAUGAUCUGCCACCAGGCUGUCUGGAGUGGGGCUGAUAGGAGCUGUGGUCUCAGAACGCCUGGAAAGCCACAAGCCUUGGAUCCGUUGGAUUCACUCAUUGGUUCUUUCUUGAUCAGGGAUCCCAAAUCUCCCGGCUUCUGUUUUGAGCACCUCUGAGGGUUGUCUGCUGCUAAACCUGCGCCUUGAUUAGAACGAGGGGUCGGGAGAGCGACUCUUGUCAUUUGGGCCCUCUGGGGGCCUGGGGUGUCUCCCCCCCCCAGUUGUGAAGCAGUGUAAUGCCUCCUUUUUUUCCCUUCCUAAUCCAGGAAAAGUUUCGCUCAUUUUAAAAGCAAAUGUCUGGAUAUUUUCCAGAAUAGGUGCUUUGUUGUUCUUUUUUGUGAUAGCCAGGAUUAAGCGAUCAUUGCCCAGGGGUAGAGAAAUCACUGGCCAUCCAGAUGUCUUAGUGGCUUGUGGUAGAGGGGGGUGUGUGUGUGUGUGUCAUAAUCCAGAAUACCUGGAGAGGGACAAAAGUUACUACUCGGUAUGUGAUUUUUCUGAGCUGUGUCCGAGCCUGUUUGGGGAAGGAAAUCUCUGCUAAUCCUUGUCCAAGCCGUGUGCGACACCAGCUUCCCCAUCGCCUGUUACCUGCUCCUGGUUACUCUUCCUUGCUGACGUCCAGCAGUCUUACCUGUUACAGGUCAAGGGGAAAGCAGCGUGGUGGCCCAGACACCACCACAUCUCAGACAGCUGAAUGGUGGCACCAUCGUGUCAGAAGGACGGAGCUGCGUCAAGGGAAGAGCGGAUCCGUUCAGAGCCGGGAGGCUCGUUCCCUUUGCCCAGUGGGUGGAUUGGCCCAACCCUUACGACGGUAGAUCCUUUCAUCCACAAAUCAGUGUCUCUUCUAGCUUAAGCCAAAAAUAAUUGUUUCAUUCUCUUUAGCAGAGCUGGAAAUGAUUCUCAUUGCCUUUUCUUUCAUGGCGAACGUUCUACUCUUUGCCAAGUUUAGAGCAGGGAGGUUUCUGAAGGCGCUGAGCCAAUUUUGAGAGCGACCACACUCCCCAGCCAUAGGUGAUUGUCAUGAUGACCAUCUUUGGUAGAGAAAAGUGGGCAGAUAACAACCGUGGGAGAUCAGAAAUGCAAGGAUGGGAAUCGGAGCACCCCGUCAGGCAAAACACGGGAGUGGACCUGUUUUAUCAGACAGGGAGCAUCAUAAUGGGGCAACUUAUGGCUACCGAAAAAAACAUUUUUUGGGGGGGCUGCUUAUUCAAGUUCCCAUUUGGUGGUGAGCGCUCUGUUAAGCUUCUUCUCAAUACCUGAAUGUAAGCUUCUUUGGGCCCAGCUAGAAUUCAGAUUUCUUGAUAAAGUUCUUUCCCCCUCCCUGCGGUUUUUUUUUGAGGGGGGGGCGCACAGUUUUAAGGUUUGUCAAUAAAGGUCAUUU